This is a messenger RNA of Rhagoletis zephyria (snowberry fruit fly), 795 nucleotides long. Lineage: Eukaryota; Metazoa; Arthropoda; Insecta; Diptera; Tephritidae. The record is from RefSeq and is a predicted model, not a curated record.
AUGGUUGUAAACAACCAAGAAAAUCAAACUCGGGCCGACGUCGUCUUCCUCAUUGAAGCGACCGCUCACAUCAGUCCUUACGUUGAAAGCCUCAAGACAAACUAUAUUAUGCCCACACUUGAGUACUUCAGCGGUCCGAUUGACCCGAGUGAUCUUUCCCCAGAAAUCAAUGCAAACUCAACACUUUACGGAAUAGUUGCGUACUUCAGCGGUCCGAUUGACCCGAGUGAUCUUUCCCCAGAAAUCAAUGCAAACUCAACACUUUACGGAAUAGUUGCGUUUAUGGCAAAUGACUGCAAGCCGGACACUGCAACUGCGUGCUAUGCACCCACAUCCAAUUCCAGUGUGUUGUUGCAUUGGCUGGAAAAAGUUCAGUAUAUUGGCGGCGCAGGCAGCCCUUCAAGUCACAUUGCUGAAGGACUUUCAACUGCCAUCAAUUUACUGGAUGACUUUCAAGUGAUUCGAGAGAACAGCACAGCGCCCUUUACUGAAACACCAAAACACUGCAUUUUAAUCUGCAACUCAACUCCUUAUAUGGAGCCGGUAGUGGAAGACCCAGUCUUCUGUGGCCUGACCAUUGAACAGCUGAUGAACGUCAUGACUGAAAAGAACAUCAACUUUAGUAUAUUCUCACCGAGAAAAAUGCACUUUCUGUACAAGUUGUAUGAAAGUUCGGGCGGAAACUUGAGCACUGCUCACACGAAAAACUAUGCCAAAGACCGCCGUCAUCUGGUGCUGUUGAAUGGCUUCAACCUGCAGGAGAAGCCGAUGAGUCCCUCCNAACGUCAUGACUGA